AUCUCGCGAUGUUUAGUCAAUCAACGGGACUCUUGUGGGAAAAGCCGGCAGGGUUCGCGUGGUGCGCCCCCGUCCUGCACGCACUUCGCAGCCGCAGGUCUUUUUAACCAGUGAGAAGUUCGUUAAACCCGAAGAACCGGGUCAAAUAGUGUGAAAGAGGCGCCGGAGGACCGCAGGGGAGGAUGUCGGAGGCGGAGAGGAGCGGCGCAGCGCCGGAGCAGGAGCCCGAGCGCCGGAUGGAGGAUGAGCUCGGAGAGGAUGACAUGUCUGAUCCUGAAGAUGGAGGGGAGGAGGGAGCAUCGACCCCUAAACCAGUUGAAAAAAAGGAGCUCUUCCCACUCCCGGGCUAUGAGGAGAAGAUGCAAGCUGACCGCAGCAACCGUUUUGAGUACCUGCUGAAGCAGACAGAACUGUUUGCGCAUUUCAUCCAGCCGGCUGCACAGAAAACACCGACCUCACCGCUCAAGAUGAAACCCGGGCGCCCGAGAAUCAAGAAGGACGAGAAACAGAAUCUGCUGUCGGCUGGGGACAACCGGCACCGUCGCACGGAGCAGGAGGAGGAUGAGGAGCUCCUGAGCGAGAGCAGCAAGGCCACCAAUGUGUGCACCCGUUUUGACGAGUCGCCCACCUAUGUGAAAGGUGGGAAGCUGAGAGACUAUCAGAUCCGUGGGCUGAAUUGGCUCAUUUCACUCUACGAAAAUGGUAUCAACGGUAUCCUUGCAGAUGAGAUGGGUCUUGGGAAGACUUUGCAGACCAUCUCCCUUCUCGGUUACAUGAAACACUACCGAAACAUUCCUGGUCCUCACAUGGUGCUUGUGCCCAAGUCCACAUUGUACAACUGGAUGAAUGAGUUCAAUCGCUGGGUGCCAUCCAUUAAAGCGGUUUGCCUCAUCGGUGACAAGGACGAAAGGACUGCAUUCAUCCGAGAUAUUCUCCUGCCGGGUGAGUGGGAUGUUUGCGUGACUUCCUAUGAGAUGCUGAUCAAAGAGAGAGCUGUCUUCAAGAGGUUCAACUGGAGGUACUUGGUUAUCGAUGAAGCUCACAGGAUCAAAAAUGAGAAGUCAAAGCUUUCGGAGAUAGUCCGUGAGUUCAAAACAACAAAUCGCCUCCUGCUAACUGGGACACCUCUGCAGAACAACCUCCAUGAGCUCUGGGCUCUGCUCAACUUCCUUCUACCUGAUGUCUUCAACUCCUCAGAAGAUUUUGAUGCUUGGUUUGAUACCAACAACUGCCUUGGGGAUCAGAAACUAGUUGAACGUUUGCAUAUUGUGUUGCGUCCUUUCCUCCUGCGACGUAUAAAAGCUGAUGUGGAGAAGUCCCUGCUGCCCAAGAAGGAGGUGAAAAUAUAUGUGGGGCUCAGCAAGAUGCAAAGAGAAUGGUACACCAAGAUUUUGAUGAAGGACAUCGACAUUCUGAACUCGGCAGGAAAGAUGGAUAAAAUGCGUCUGCUGAAUGUCCUGAUGCAGCUGCGCAAGUGCUGCAACCACCCAUACCUGUUUGAUGGUGCUGAGCCAGGACCCCCAUAUACUACAGACCUGCACCUGGUGGUCAACGGUGGCAAGAUGGUUGUGCUUGAUAAGCUGCUGCCCAAGCUGAAGGAGCAAGGUUCCCGUGUGCUGGUCUUCAGCCAGAUGACCAGGAUGCUAGACAUUCUGGAGGACUACUGCAUGUGGAGGAACUAUGGCUACUGCCGGCUUGACGGGCAGACCCCCCAUGAAGAGCGCCAGAAAUCAAUCAAUGUGUACAACGAGCCCAACAGCUCCAAGUUCAUCUUCAUGCUGAGCACACGUGCUGGAGGCCUGGGCAUUAACCUUGCUACUGCUGACGUUGUCAUCAUUUAUGACUCAGACUGGAAUCCUCAAGUUGACUUGCAAGCUAUGGACCGUGCACACAGGAUUGGCCAGAAGAAGCAGGUGCGCGUCUUCCGUUUCAUCACAGAGAACACAGUGGAGGAGAGAAUUGUGGAGAGAGCAGAGAUGAAGCUCCGCCUUGACUCCAUUGUCAUCCAGCAAGGAAGAUUGGUGGACCAGAACCUGAACAAGCUUGGGAAAGAUGAGAUGCUGUCAAUCAUCCGACACGGUGCCACACACGUGUUCGCUUCCAAGGAAAGCGAGAUCACAGACGAGGACAUCGAUGCCAUUCUGGAGAGAGGAGAGAAGAAGACCUUGGAGCUGAAGGAAAAGAUGUCCAAACUGGGCGAGAGCUCCCUGAGAAAUUUCACUGUGGAAAACGAAAGCAGCGUGUACAACUUUGAAGGAGAAGACUACAGAGAGAAGAAAAAGAUUGUCACCGAGUGGAUCGAGCCCCCCAAACGAGAGCGCAAGGCUAACUACGCCGUGGAUGCGUACUUCCGGGAAGCCCUCCGAGUCAGCGAGCCCAAGGCGCCCAAGGCUCCGCGACCCCCUAAACAGCCGAAUGUCCAAGACUUCCAGUUCUUCCCACCUCGACUUUUUGAGCUGCUGGAAAAGGAGAUCCUGUACUACAGGAAAACAAUUGGCUACAAGGUCCCUCGUAACCCCGACGUCCCCAACUCUGCUCAGGUGCAGAAGGAGGAGCAGGCAAAGAUCGAUGAGGCUGAGCCACUCACCGAGGAAGAGCUGGAGGAGAAGGAGCACCUACUGUCGCAGGGUUUCACAAUUUGGAACAAGCGAGAUUUCAACCAGUUCAUCAAAGCCAACGAGAAGUGGGGCAGGGACGACAUCGAGAACAUUGCUCGAGAAGUUGAGGGCAAAACUCCAGAGGAAGUUAUGGAAUAUUCUGCGGUGUUCUGGGAGAGGUGCAACGAACUCCAGGACAUCGAGAAGAUCAUGGCCCAGAUCGAGAGGGGAGAGGCCAGGAUACAGAGAAGGAUCAGUAUAAAGAAAGCGCUUGACACAAAGAUUGGCCGUUACAAGGCCCCCUUCCACCAGCUGAGGAUCUCCUAUGGCACCAACAAGGGAAAGAACUACACGGAGGAGGAGGACCGCUUCCUUAUCUGCAUGCUGCACAAGCUGGGCUUCGACAAGGAGAGCGUCUACGAUGAGCUGAGGCAGUGCAUCCGCAACUCGCCGCAGUUUCGCUUCGACUGGUUCCUCAAGUCUAGGACUGCCAUGGAACUGCAGAGACGAUGCAACACGCUGAUCACGCUCAUAGAGCGAGAAAACAUGGAGCUGGAGGAGAAGGAGAAGGCUGAGAAGAAGAAGAGGGGUCCUCGACCAUCAUCGAGCCAGAAGCGCAAAGCAGACGGGACAGCAGAUGGGCGAGGGCGACGCAAGAAGUUGAAGUUGUGAAGACGAUUCCAGUGGAAUUCCUCCGGCGAUGCAGGGACUCCAGCGAAACAGUAGUGUUGUGCGAUUUAUUUUACGGGUCUUAAUGAUGUACUGUACUGACCUCGGCCUCUUGGUUAUGUGACGUGCUAGAAAGGAUCUGUCCCAUAGUGAUGUAGGAGUUGCUGCAGCAGCGCUGGACUUGUGCUUUUCUCCCAGGCCAUUAGCAAUGGUUGUGAUUUAUUUAUGCCUUUAGGUUAAGUACUGUACUUCAUUACCUAAACUUUUUUUUUUCUCUUCUUCAAAGAAUGUUCCUUAUUUUAACUUUUGGUUUAGAACACAACACCAACAAAUUUUGUUUUUUUGUAAAGUUGUUUUGUAAUAAAAAUGUCAAUUUAGGGCAUUAUGAUAUUGU
This is a messenger RNA of Scleropages formosus (Asian bonytongue), 3660 nucleotides long. RefSeq names its product SWI/SNF-related matrix-associated actin-dependent regulator of chromatin subfamily A member 5-like. NCBI's taxonomy places the organism in Eukaryota, Metazoa, Chordata, Actinopteri, Osteoglossiformes, Osteoglossidae. The coding region runs from base 183 to 3269 and encodes 1028 amino acids. Gene Ontology annotation, molecular function: ATP hydrolysis activity; histone binding; nucleosome binding. The record is from RefSeq and is a predicted model, not a curated record. Gene Ontology annotation, biological process: nucleosome organization. Gene Ontology annotation, cellular component: chromatin; nucleus. The transcript is spliced from 24 exons.